CCCACAGAGACGAGUGUUCUCCUGAGUGAAGAGACAGAAAAAGCGUUUAUGUCGAGUUCGCUUUGAAAACUCCUUUAUUUUUGUGCGCAGCGACAAUGGGACUCCCCACGCUCGAGUUUAGCGACUCGUUUUUGGACAGCCCAGACUUCAGAGAAAGACUCAAGUGCCACGAAAUAGAGCUGGAGCACACCAAUAAAUUCAUCAAAGAUCUGAUCAAGGAUGGAAACUUACUCAUCAGCGCGCUCAAAAGUCUUUCGGCCGCUGUCCAGAAGUUCUCUCAGUCCCUGCUGGAGUUUCAGUUUGAGUGCAUAGGUGACGCAGAGACUGACGAUGAGGUGAACAUUGCUCAGUCUUUCAAAGAGUUUGCUCAGCUUCUUAACACUGUGGAAGAAGAACGUCGCCGUCUGAUCCAGAAUGCAGAUGAUGUUUUGAUUACUCCCUUGGAAAAAUUUAGAAAGGAGCAAAUUGGUGUGGCGAAGGAAGGGAAGAAGAAAUUCGACAAGGAAACCGAAAAAUACUAUUCAGUUCUUGAGCGGCACCUCAACUUGUCAUCUCGGAAGAAGGAAACGUAUCUGCAGGAGGCUGACACUCAGAUUGAUAAGGAGAGACAACUCUUUUAUGAUGCUUCUCUCGAGUAUGUUUUCAAAAUCCAAGAAGUGCAAGAGAAGAAAAAGUUUGAGUUUGUGGAGCCCCUGCUGGCGUUCCUCCAGGGUUUGUUUACCUUUUACCAUGAAGGAUAUGAGCUGGCUCACGAGUUUGAGCCCUACAAACAGCAGCUCCAGUUCAACCUACAAAACACACGGAACAACUUUGUGAGCACUAAGCAGGAAGUGCAGAAGCUGAUGAAGAGGAUAAGGUCAGCCGAUCAGGAUUAUAAGCCUCCGGGCCAGUGGACGAUGGAGGGCUUCCUGUACGUCCAGGAGAAGCGUCCUUUGGGAUGCACUUGGACGCGUCACUACUGCACGUACGAUAAAGGCAACAACACAUUCGCUAUGAUCAACACUGAAAACAAGUCCACUGGAAAGCAGAAUGGUGUAAUUCCGAAUCAGCCCGAAGUGUUCAAGUUAAAAUCCUGCAUUCGGCGGAAAACAGAUUCCAUCGACAAACGCUUCUGCUUUGAUGUGGAAGUAGUGGAGAGAAAUGACACCUGUCGUGGAACUCUUUUCAGACCCCUUCAGUUUUUCUGUAAAGUCCGGCAUGGCAUCAUGACACUGCAGGCUCUGUCUGAGUCCAACAGAAGACUGUGGCUGGAGGCCAUGGAUGGCAAGGAGCCGAUUUACAACCUUCCAGCAAUUUUGAGUAAAAAGGAAGAGAUGUUUCUAAAUGAGGCCGGCUUUAACUUUGUGAGAAAAUGCAUUGACCUGGUGGAAUUAAGAGGCCUUAACGCCAUGGGGCUGUACAGGAUAGGAGGGGUCAACUCAAAAGUACAGAAGCUGAUGUCCACAGUGUUUUCAUCAAAAGCUCCGGUGGAUAUAGAGCUGGAUCCUGAGAUGUGGGAUAACAAAACCAUCACCAGUGGUCUGAAGAAUUACCUCAGGUGUCUCUCAGAGCCACUAAUGACCUUCAAACUACACAAAGAUUUCAUCAUGGCUGCCAAAUCCGAUGACCAGAAUUACCGAGUAUGUGCUAUCCAUGCCCUGGUGCAUAAGCUGCCAGAGAGGAACCGGGAAAUGCUGGAGCUGCUAAUAAAACAUCUUGUCACAGUUUCCACCCAGAGCCAGUUCAACCUGAUGACUGUGUCUAACCUGGGUGUCGUCUUUGGGCCCACACUGAUGAGGUCACAGGAGGAGACGGUGGCGGCCAUGAUGAAUAUUAAGUUUCAGAACAUCGUGGUGGAGAUCCUCAUAGAAAACUUCAGUAAGAUAUUCGAUCAACCUCCGGACCCUAACGUGCCCCCCCCUCAGCCCCAGAUUCGCCUGGGUUCGCGCCGCAGCAGAGCCAUGUGCAUGUCCACCACCGCCAGGAAACCCCGCAGCAUCUACGCCCCGACACUAUGCCUGGCAGACGCGGAAAGUGACACGUUGAGCAGCAGUCCCAGCAGCACACCCAUGGGCAGCCUGGAGUCGCUGUCAUCGCACUCCUCAGAACAGAACAGCUCUUCCCAAACCACCUGUCCCGCUCAGGUCCGGGACACGUCUCUCCUGGAUCUGCUCCAACUGCCCUCACUGCUGUCCAACGGUCCCGGGGGCACGGGCGCUGUCAGCAGUGCAGAGUCCAGCUCGCGGGAGGACGCGGGCCGGACAGAUGCGGAGUCUGAGGACGGGCGCAGCCUAUCCUCAGUCAGCACCUCGUCACAAAUGUCUUCUGCGCCAAAAAAGGCCCCUCACACCCAUAACAAUCUUAACAUGGCACUACUGAAGCACUUUACAGAUGAAAGUCGUCGACGCUGUUCCGCAUCUGUCCCAAGUCUAUCAACACUGGAGAGUCCAAAAUCAGCCGAGAACCCCAAACUUCCUCCUAAAGAUGUGAUUCGCCGCAGGGUGGACUCCUCCGUCAGCAAUGGCUACCAAAGACCAGGAUCAAUUGUUGCAGCCCGUGCGCUUCUUUUUGAGGGUGCUUCUUCCACUCAAGCCCUCCCAGGUGGAAGAGAGGCCAAAGCGGUGUACUCAUGUGAGGCUGAACACAGUCAUGAACUGAGCUUCCCACAGGGGGCGCACUUCUCAAAUGUUUAUCCGUCUGUUGAACCUGGCUGGCUCCAAGCGACAUACGAGGAUAAAACAGGUUUAAUACCAGAGAAUUAUGUCGUCUUCCUCUAAAACUCUUGUAAACAUUACAUUAUUUCAUGGUAUCCAUGGAAGAGGCCAACAAGGUAUUAUUUGUACUUUGUGGUUUUCAUGUUGUUUUUUUUUGUAUUGGAGUUAUUAUAUUUGUAUAAUAACUUUUAGAUGUGCCACACCUUUUUUAUCUAAUUAUUACUGUAGGUGUGUUUCAGUUCAAACUAUGCAUUCACAAAAACUUAACAUGCUAUUUUUAGACACAGUUUAACUGAAAACUGGUCAUAUUUGUUUGCACAUGCGUCUUACUAUAAUUGUCUAUAAUCAUUGAACCUGUUCACUGCUGUAUUGCCCUUUGACGUUGCACACAAUACUGUACAAUGCACCAUAUCUUUCUGUAUUUUGAAUCAACAAACUGUACUGUAAAUUACCAUUUUUCUGUGUAAAUUAUAUUGAAUGGCUUUACUUACACUGGUACACUGGAGUACUAGCAAAAAACAGUGGACCACAAUAUUAUGUCAAGGACAAUUUAACAAUAUUUACUUUUUGUUACUGUCACAGAGUUUAAAAAUACAACAUUUGUGAUUUAAUUUUU
Messenger RNA from Periophthalmus magnuspinnatus, 3309 nucleotides. It is a transcript of the gene arhgap42b, whose product is annotated as rho GTPase-activating protein 42. The record is from RefSeq and is a predicted model, not a curated record. Gene Ontology annotation, molecular function: GTPase activator activity; protein binding. NCBI's taxonomy places the organism in Eukaryota, Metazoa, Chordata, Actinopteri, Gobiiformes, Gobiidae. Gene Ontology annotation, biological process: signal transduction. Gene Ontology annotation, cellular component: cytoplasm. Bases 96 to 2756 code for a protein of 886 amino acids. The transcript has 25 exons.